CAGACACCAUCCCCAACCCCCCCAUGUGUAUAUAUUUUUUUAAUACUUUGUGAGGAAAACUGUCAACCAUAUCCAAAGUGCAGGACCAAAGAGAAGUAAAUAAUGUAUGCUUUUGUUAGAUUCUUUGAAGACGAUAUGUGCUACGCGUUACCCAUUUCAAAUGUCGAAGAUUUCAGACCUCAGCACAAAACAGAUUUUGAUAAUCAGAAGGUGUAUCUGGUUCACAGAACUGAAGAGAAUGGCAGCGCAGGCCAGCCGUGCGAAGCACAGAUCCUUGCCCUUGCAGAUACAAUAGAAGAAUUUGAAGACAGUAUAACACAAAAGAAGAUGAAAAUUCCCAAGAUGUCCAUCAAGAAUUCAGGAAACUCUAUUGAGAACAGUUUUGGAGAAGAGAGAAUGCCACUCAGGCAUAAAAAGGCUCUGUCUCAGGACCAUGGGCGCCCCCUUUCAAACUCCUCCAAAAGCCUGGCGGCAGUAGUAGCUCGCUUAGAGAGAAAUGCAGCCAGCUCUUGUUUGGAGGGCGAGGAGGACCUGGAUGAGGACCGACUGGCUGAAGAAGGAGAGGAUGCAGAUGACGAAGAUGAAGAUAUGGAGUCAGAGCAUCAGCAACACCAUCAUCACCAGCAGCAACAACAGCAUUUGGAGGUGGACACAGAUUGUGUGUCUGAGGUAGCUGCAGCUGUGGUUCCCAGAGUCCUGUACGAGGAGCUGGUUCACAGCUACAGGCAACAGGAAGAGGAGAUGAGGAGGCUGCAGCAGGAGCUGGAGAGGACCCGCAGGCAGCUGGUGCAGCAGGCAAAGAAGCUGAAGGAGUAUGGCAGCUUGCUAACGGAAGUCAAAGAACUGAGGGACUUCAACAGGAGACUGCAAGAUGUACUUCUCAUGAGAUUGGGCAGUGAGCCUAUGCAUGACAAUGGCACUCAGACAAUCAAGGCUGAAGUGGUUGAACCUAUUGUUGAGGCCCCGGAGACGUGCAGAGAAGAAGCCAACACCAGUUCCAGCUACUCCCCUUCACCCAGAACAGUAUACACCUGCAACGAUGGGAAGGUACACCUCGGAGGUGGGAUCUGGGUGGAGGAAGAGAAGUGGCACCAGCUGCAGCGAACCCAGGGAGACUCCAAAUUCACAAAGAACCUAGCUGUGAUGAUCUGGGGCACAGAAACCCUCAAAAACCGCAGUGUCACUGGAGUGGCCACUAAAAAGAAGAAAGAUGCCCUGCCUAAACCUCCUCUCUCACCUAGCAAGUUGAAAAUUGUCAGAGAGUGUCUGUACGACAGAGUGUCUCAAGAGACCGCUGACAGUGCAGAGAUCACGCAGAGAUUGUCCAAAGUGAACAAAUACAUUUGUGAAAAGAUAAUGGACAUCAACAAGUCCAUCAAGAAUGAGGAGCGGCGGGAGUCAAAGCUGCUCAUCAGACAGACAGUCAAGAUGGAGAACUUCACCUACGAUGGCAUAUAGUGAUCAACUGUCACGCCAGCGCCUUCUUCCCCCCCCAUGUGGUCUGCAGGAUAUCGAGGGGACUUAAAAGUGGGUGGAUGGGGGAUGCUGUCACCGUUUCAGGAGCAGUCAUAUUUCUGUUAAAACAUUGGAUUGGUUCGGAUGUGAAAUGUAAAAACAAGCAGGCUUUUUUCCCACCCUCCCUUAUAGAAUGAACAUCACCUCGUUCAGUGCCCAGCUUUCUAAUUGGCUUACAGACAGCUUUACCCACCAGUUAGAAUUGAACCCAUGUGAACUAGUCUGAUAUGAGCUGGUAUGAGUGUUUUUAUAAGCUUUGCAGUGGCAUUGGUACAGAGAUAGGGUUUAUGAGAUGUGUGCAUAUGUGUCAAAAGAGAAACUUGAUGUGAUUGUUGAUUAAUUUAUUGUUCUGUGUCAGAACAUCAUUUUAAGUCCUUGAGCUUUUAAAAAGUAAGAGGUUAUUUCCCUUGAUAAAAUCUUCUGAUGCUAUAAUGAUGAUGAUGCUAGUUUGCGUUAGAUCUUCGACGUGUGAACGGUUUACACUUUUGGUCACCGCCCAAUAACUGCUGGGGAUUUGUUGUUGGUACUUACUGCAUAUAAUGGGACAUCAGUGUCUCAGAUGCACAAGUCUUAAUUAGUAACAGCCAUAUGUCGUUCUGCAGCGGAGAUUCUGUUGUUCUAGGAGAUUAAUUAUGCCUGUGUGUCCUCCCCUUAACUGUAGGUCAAUCACAACACAUCACUUUAUUAAAACGAGGGCUUACGAAGAUUUAAUGGGAAGUAUGACUCUGAUGUUGAGUCCAUAGAGUGCUAUAUUUAUUAUGAUUUUUUUUAUGUUGACCUUUUAGUUUUGAAUAUUUGCUAUCAACGAGAGAGCACAAGAAAGGCUUUGAUGGGAUAUUCCUGUGUUACUCUUAAUCAAACAUGUCACUUUCAGAAAACUUGAGCGUUGAGUUGUGGCGGUACAGGCAUGCCGAUGCCUAGAAAGGCCUUAAAUAGAUUUGGCAAUCACCAGGGGCUGGUAUAUACACCCCUGGUUUUUCUAGUAAGCUGUGAUUGUAAAUGUAUAGUAAGCUGAAGUGAUGAAGCUUCACCUGCACUUUGCUGUGAGAAUGUAAGAGGUGGCCAGGUACUAUUUUCUGAGUGGUUCACACCAUUACGUUGAGCUGAGCCGGACUACUGCCGGCGUGAAAAUCAGGGGACAGCUCUGCACGGUUUAGGUCAUCUUCUUGUGGAAGCAGUGUUAGCUGUGGGUAAAGCUGUCUGGAACAUUAUUUUGCUGUUGUAGUUGUCUGGCCCUGCUGAACCCCGUAAUAACCCCCUCUUGUCGAAGCCACACCACUGGGGAACAAAAUAAGGUUGCUCCAGUGACAAUUUCCUCUGAGCUAUGCCAUCAGAACUUUAAAAAUUUCCUCUUUUUCUUGUAUAUGUUUCCCCCCUCUCCUGUUGUUAUUUUUGUUUUGAUCCAAAAUGGUUUGUGUGGCUUUCUGCGGGCUGGAACUAAAUGCUGAAGAUUGAAAUCUCAACUGUGACCUAGCUGUGGCUAACUGUGAAUCUGCUCCAGAGCUGCCCAUCAAGCCUUUCUCCUCGUCACACUCUAGAUUCUCAUUUAUCUGUCGGUUUAUUUCUCUCUAUCAUUUUUUGUCUGUCUUGGUUUUUGUUGUUUCAAAAGUUCAGAUCAGCCUUUUCUUAAGCUACUUUAUGUUUUGGAAAUAUUUUAGUGUACAUAAACAUCUUCUUAUUUUUUAUUUCCACCAAACAUGGAUAUUUCAUUUUGUAGUCAUGUUAUCAUGUCGAGCUUCUGGUUAAGUUUUGCUAAUUGAUGUCGUAAUUCCAUAUUACCUGUCAAUUUCUUGUGUUUCUUCACAUAUAUAUAUUUUAUUAUUACUGUUUUUUUUCAUAUGAAUUGUUGGCUUUAAGCUUGAUGUUGUUUCCAAAUGUAGAUCAGUGGGGUCUGCAAACUGAUAAAAUUAAGAUCCCCCGUCCCCCCUCCCCCCUCCUUUUAGCCAAAGUGAUACCUAAAGAACACGUGAGAUAAGACUUCCCUUAACAUCUGACUUUGAGUUUAUUCUCACAGCAUAGGAUAAUUGAUAAACCUCACUUAAGCUCUACCUAUUGAUCUGCCAUAGUUAGGUAAAAAAUGUUAAACCAUUGCACUCUAACAGUUGAGAUGCAGUAUUUAGAUCAACUUAAAUCAUUUACAUCGAAUGCACUUUAAACUUCUGGGCAAUUUCUUUAAUCUUAAAGGUGGUAUUUGUCCUUUUUUAUGUUUUUUUUUUUUUUUUAGAUUAAAGCCUAACAAUCAUUGUAUUAUUAUCAUGAAGCACCUUAGACGAUUUUGGUUUAUUGUUUGUUAUGGCAAGAAUGAUUUCAUGGACUAUAGUUGAGUCUUAUCAGUCAGAUAUGCCCCUGAUAUGCCAGUGCUCCAACAACAAGCUUGAUCAGACUUAAUACUGUAAAAUAAAAGUAAAAAAAAAAAAAAAAAAUAUACUUAUUUGCAGUGUUUAGAAAACCAGAUUUCCAUAAGUUAAAUUAUGGUCCAACUGGAAUCUACAACUUCUUUAUGGCUCUUCACUAUUUUAAAGACUUUUACCAAGGAAAUGUGCAAGCUGACUGGAAUAUGUGCUUUAACUUAAUGUGUCACAAUGCUGGUAUGUGUAAAGAUGACUUGUAUAAGCAUAAUUGUGAUUUUUUUUACAAAUGAGUGGUAAUUGUAAGCCAAAGUAUUGAUUGCUAAGAUCAAGCUAAAGAAGCGGGAUGCUGACUGAGGAAUCAGCAGGGUUUGCACAAAAACAAAAAAAAAAGAAAAGAAAAAAGGCCCAUGCCAUGGUAAUGGAGUCUAGUGAAUCUUAAAUCACCUGAAUGGGUGACAUGUUAUUGAUAUCAUUUCGGGUGGUUCCCUAAAGAUCCCCUUUUCAGUGUCUUUUUAGCGUUUUUUUUUUUUUUUUUUUUCUCCUUGUACAAAGCAACAUGUGAGGUUUACGUGCGCUAGGGUGUGUUGAAAAUAACUGCAGUUCAAAGGAAAGAAAAGAUUUCUGCUGUGCAAAUUCUGAAAUUCUGACACAUUGUCGUGUAUUGUGUUUGUGUUUGUUUCUUUGUUGUUUGAUGCCAAAAGGGGUGUGGUUAAAAUAAUGCUUAAAGAAAGACUAUUAAUAGAGCUCUUAUGUCAUCUGAAAUGUUAACUUGUUUUCAAAGGCUGGUUUCCUGGAGUACGAUUAAGCCUAAUCCUUCAACUAAAACCAUCUUCAGUGGAUGAAAGCUGUAUGGAAGUACUGUAUGUUUUUAAACCAGAUUUGGCUUAAUCUGUGAUGGCAAGGCCACACUCUUAUCAGAUGUACCAAGUCACUUGCAGACGAGCAGUUUGGAUUUUAACAGCAUAUUAGAAGUAGACGCCAUUGCAUAACCUGGCAGAGCCAUUAAUGGAUAUUAUAGGCUAGUUUGGCUUCCAGUACUCUCACUGUCACACUUAAGUAGCGAUAGGCUGGAAGCAUCACCUCUCUGGCUCUGCCAUCCUCUUCCUAUGCCACCUCUAGUUCUUUACUCUCCUCACAUUUACAUGGACUAGAUUUAGAAACGCACAUGUAUCAAGAUAAUAGCAAUCCUCCUCGCUUGGUGUUUUGGCUUAUGUUGUGAACACCUGUCAAAGCUUCAGAAGUGAAGGAGCUUUUCGCUGCUUUUUUUUUUUUUUUUUUGACAGUUUGAUUGGGAAAAAGAGAUCCAUUUUUAGCUUCACUUUGUGGAACAAAAUAACUGGCGCCAUCUCUUCAGAGUUCAAGCUACAUGUGCACACGACACAUUACUGUUUGAGCCGCAGAUACAAUGUCAAACUUAACUUCACAAUGAGGAAAACGGGAGGAACAUAUUGUCAGGCCUAUAUUUUUAUUACAGGUAUCAGAAACUUUGUAUACAAUCCACAAACCGGUUCUACUUCAUCUAACUUCACCGUCCUACCUCAUUGUUACUCUGGUGUUUGUUUGUCAGUGACUGUAAACUAUGUGUGUAUAUUAAAAAAGAAAAAAAAACAAUCUAUAGGAAAAGGUAUACCUGGUUACUCUCAACAUGUACAGCAUAUAAAACUUGUAAAACACCUCAGUACACAAAUAUCAUUCUUAGGAGAAAUCAGUUUUAUUACCUGCUUAAAGAUGCUGCUGUAAAGGGGUGUCUGUGUGAGGGGUCGUCUCUGAAUAUAUAUCUUCGCUCUUUGCUAUGUUGUGCAGUUGAUCGGUGGUUGUGUUCUGUCUGUAUUGCAUUCUGAGAUUUUUACUGGUUGACGGUGCUACCAGCAAACAGUUCAAAAACUGAUCUAUCGGACCUCAAAUGGUGCUGUUUUUCUAUGUUUCUAUCGUCAUACAGCUGUGUUUUAUUCAGGUGUGUCAACCGCCACUAUCCCCUCAGCUAAUCAAAUUCUAAGCCAAAAUGUCGCGCUAAACCGGUAACCCUGCUAUUACUGUAUCAACUAUAUGCUAUCCAUCCAAAUAUUGUAGAUAGUGAUUAUAUCCUCAGCUGUGAGUUUCAGAAGUACCUCAGACGUUGCUGGUUUUAAAUGGAUGCAUCUGCUUCUAGCACCUGUUGUCUAUCAAUUUACAUUGUUGCAGUGUAUUUUCAGAAAUAUGCAUUUUUACUAGUUAGUUCAGGUUACAUAUAGAUAGUACAUGAUCAUUAGCUCUCACUCAGAUGAAAUUUAAUGGUUACCACUGUCGGACUGGUUGCAUGCCGGAUUGUCGUAUGGGAGAUUUGGACUUGGCAGUGUUGCGUUACAGUAGAUGAGGUCCUCAGCCAAAACAUGUUCCAUUUGAGUCCAGCCUGUUUUUGUAGGAUAAGAAAUCCAUUGGUAGUCCUUGUUUAAGGUGGAGUUACAUGUAUUAGAAGUGAUUCUGUUAAUGUGCAAAAAUGGGGAGAUCUUCAAGGAGCGUCCAUUGUGAACUUGGUCAAGUUACCACUUAAAUCAGUUGUAUCUCUUUGUCCCUCACUGUUAUUUAAAUGAUUCAAGUAUCACUGUUAAAAUGAAUUUAGUGUAGCAAAUUGUACAUGAUUGACUUACUGUGAGCUUGGCUUAAUCAUACAAAAAGUGCAUUAUAUUUUCUUUUACCCAAUGGAAUCUUGUGCGCCAAAGUGAACGUCUGUUUUUAUUUUUGUUUCUUUGGGGGGGGGGGGCUACCUUGUAGUAUGUAUGUAUGUAUGUAUUUUUACUUCCAAUAAUGCUUGUGAAUAUGAAACGUGUUGGCGCCUCUCUACUGUGAGUCGUGUGUGUUCAGGUACACAGCAGUUGGUUUCAUGGAAGCACUUAAGCCAUUUGUUGGACUGUUUUUUGUAACGGUUCGACUGUAAGCUUUGCUCUGGUCCAGGGAAUUGACCCAGACAGUUGUGUGUGUAAUUGAAUUCCUAUGCAGGUGUUGAGUUACUAACCUGGUUCCACAUCACUGUUGGUUGAAGGGCCAACCACAGAGAUAGAUAACGGGAGAGAGUUGAAUGUGUCUGCACAGCCUUGAGUUUCAGUCAAAGGGGACAAUGGCGACAUGACAAAUCCAUACAGAACUAUUACUACACUCUUAUUAAUUGAGUUAAACUGAGCUAUACAGGGCUGCUUGGGUAUAUACCUGUCUGUACUAGUUGUAAAUGCAUUGCAAUGAUCAUUAGGGAAAGACAGGGUUAUUAUUAUAUGGAGUAUUUCCAGCUGAUGAUAAUGUGAAAAGAGUAUUUCAGUAAACACUCCCUCACCCUUCUUGAGCCUUCCAAAGGCAACCCUACAUUUACAGAAAAUGUUCUAAGUAUAUGCGAUAGAGAGUGUACAUGUCUUUGCUAAACCGGCCACACCUCUGCUAUGCGAGCAACUCUUUGACGCUUAGCAUCCUGUUCUGUGUUUUCUCUUGCUGCAUUCAGGAACACCUGUUUAAUGUAUAGAUAAACAGAAAUAAAUUGAGACUUUUAUUCUA
Molecule: messenger RNA, 7385 nt
Organism: Mugil cephalus (flathead mullet)
Lineage: Eukaryota; Metazoa; Chordata; Actinopteri; Mugiliformes; Mugilidae
Gene: bend5
Product: BEN domain containing 5
Exons: 6
Coding region: 103-1458 (451 amino acids)
Biological process (GO): negative regulation of DNA-templated transcription
Molecular function (GO): DNA binding
Source: RefSeq, a predicted model, not a curated record